GAAACUACAACUCCCAGAGGUGGCCAUGGAAGCAGUCAGGCCCCGCCCAGCGGCCUGUUCUCCCGGCUAGGAGUCGGCUCACUUCCCGGCUUGGGUCCGGGCUUAAGUCUGGGCUCAAGUCCCAGUGCCCGGAGUCACAAGGCCAGUAGAUAGGGCCCCAGAGCCGGCGAGCCCCAUGGAGCUGUGCGCCGGGGACUGCAGCUUUUUUGGAGACGUGGGUUUCUGGGUGGAGCGCACCCCUGUGCAUGAGGCAGCUCAGCGGGGCGAGAGCCUUCAACUUCAGCAGCUGAUUGAGAGUGGAGCAUGUGUUAAUCAGGUCACCGUGGACUCCAUCACGCCCCUUCAUGCUGCCAGUCUGCACGGCCAGGCCCAGUGCGUGCAGCUGCUGCUGGCAGCUGGUGCCCAGGAGGUGGAUGCGCGCAACAUUGAUGGCAGCACCCCUCUUUGUGACGCUUGUGCCUCAGGCAGCAUCGAGUGUGUGAAGCUCUUGCUAUCCUAUGGGGCGAAGGUCAACCCUCCUCUGUACACAGCAUCCCCGCUACAUGAGGCCUGCAUGAGUGGGAGUUCUGAAUGUGUGCGGCUUCUUAUUGAUGUUGGGGCCAAUCUGGAAGCUCACGAUUGCCAUUUCGGGACCCCUCUACAUGUUGCCUGUGCACGAGAGCAUUUGGACUGUGUCAAAGUGUUGCUCAAUGCAGGGGCCAAUGUGAACGCUGCGAAACUGCACGAGACCGCCCUUCAUCACGCGGCCAAAGUAAAGAAUGUCGACCUCAUUGAGAUGCUCAUAGAGUUUGGAGGCAACAUCUACGCCCGGGACAACCGGGGGAAGAAGCCCUCGGACUACACGUGGAGCAGCAGUGCCCCGGCCAAGUGCUUUGAGUACUAUGAAAAGACACCUCUUACACUCUCCCAGCUCUGCAGGGUGAGCUUGAGGAAGGCCACUGGUGUUCGAGGGCUAGAGAAAGUCGCCAAGUUAAACAUCCCUCCACGGCUCAUCGACUACCUUUCCUAUAACUGAGCUGCAAGCAGGGGCUGGAUAGGCUGGUGACUUGCCUGGCUAUCGCCUUGCUGUGCCUACUAGCCUUGGGCCCUAAGGAGUUCUGCCUGUUUCUCUGAAACACUGUCGUUGCUAUAGAUAGAUUGACACUACGCUGUGGGUUUUUUUGGCUGUCCUUUUGACGUCUUCCUCUGAACCCUGGAGAAGAUCUCUGAAGCACCAGGUGGCCUGUGUCUGGCGUCACAGUUGUGGAUGUAACCCUUGCUAGUCUUCUGGAACUAAUUCUGUCAUUCUAGGCUGGGCUCAGUUCUCCAGCUUUCCUCUUGUCACUGACUUCCCUCUAAGACACUCAAGACAGACAGUUCAAGGUGCACAGGGAAUGCUGGGAACUCAGGACACUGAUGCUGAUUUUCCAAUAUCUGGGUGCCAUGCCACAGAAGAAGCAUCAGGUUCUAAGCAUCUGACCCAGUGACCUGGGAUGACCAUUCUGCUGGCAUUUUGCCACUCGGACAGUCUUUCUGGGGUAGCACCUGGCACUUUCCAAGGUCUCCCUGCACCCAGGUAUAUCUCUCAGGGGCUUACAGAUCAGAGUAGAAAAGGCUCAGCCUUUGUACCCUGACAUCUAACAGUGUUUCAUAGGACUCAAUUCUUUUUAAAAAGUUUAUGUUGGAUCUAGAGAGAUAGCUCAGGACCAGAGUUCAGUUCCCAGCACCCACACCAGGCAGCUUACAAUGGUCUAUUACUUCAGCUCCAGGGGAUCCGACACCCUCUUCUGGCCUCCUCAAGUAUUCACACAUAUAUAUGUAUAUACGCUUACACAUGCACACACACAUAGAGAAGCAUACAUAAAUAGUAAUAAAAUCUUUUUAAAAGAUUUAAAAGUUUAUGUUGGAAAACCUUAAGAAUAUGUAUACACACAUAUAUGUAUAUAUAUGUCUCUAUGCAUAUAUGUAUUCUGUAACAAGAUUUAUAAUGAGCCAUGUAAACAAUAUAAACAAUAGGUAAUAUGAAAGCGUGUAUUCCCUUGGGUAGUCAUUUCCAAUGUAAAGGGCUGUUAGAAGACUCUUUGAGACAGGGUCUCACCAUGUGACUCUGGCUGCCCUGAAACUUGCUAUAUAGAUCAGGCUGGCCUUGAACUCAUAGAAAUCCACCUGCCUCUGCCCCUUGAGUGCUGUGAUUAAAGCUGUGCAUCACCAUGCCCUGCUGUUUGAAGGCUGUUUCAGGAUUGUUGUUCAUUUGUUUCUCUGUUUGCCAAACGGAGUCUUCACCCACCCUUUAAAGAUAAUUCCUUGAAGCUGCAAAACUAGUAAAACUGAGUGGCAGCACCGCAGCACCCAUGAAUUUAUUUUUCUUGCUUCUGGAAUGUCUAUCAUACAUAAGAUAUUAGUGCAAGACUUGAAUCAGAUGAGAAUGAGAUUCAUCAGCCAAAUCAGGAAAGGAAAAUGGGCACAGUCCCUUCCUGUAGUAAUAAAAACAAGCCCUACAUUGUGGAUGAAACAACAA
Molecule: messenger RNA, 2497 nt
Organism: Microtus oregoni (creeping vole)
Lineage: Eukaryota; Metazoa; Chordata; Mammalia; Rodentia; Cricetidae
Gene: Asb13
Product: ankyrin repeat and SOCS box containing 13
Exons: 6
Coding region: 176-1015 (279 amino acids)
Biological process (GO): intracellular signal transduction; positive regulation of protein catabolic process; protein ubiquitination
Molecular function (GO): protein binding
Source: RefSeq, a predicted model, not a curated record